This is a messenger RNA of Ceutorhynchus assimilis (cabbage seed weevil), 1879 nucleotides long. NCBI's taxonomy places the organism in Eukaryota, Metazoa, Arthropoda, Insecta, Coleoptera, Curculionidae. The record is from the annotation of a GenBank genome assembly.
UGUCAAACAAUUUUUAGUUUGUCAAAUUCUUUAUGAAUCAUUUUCAUUAGUUGUAGUGUUUUUACUUCUACCCAGUUUUAGUUCAGGACAUGGAUAUUUCAAACCCAACUUCGCCGCGACAAAACUCAGACAUCAGCUGCGCCUCAGAAAAUGGAAACGCUACGUUCACCUCGGAAGACGAAGACAGUUUGGACAUUUUCGAUUCGUCCAAUGACGAUCCCAAAACCACUAGCAACAUUAAACACUGUGAUAAUUCUAGUACAAUUAAUAAAUUCUCGAUAGAUAACAUUUUAGGAUUAAAUCGUGUUAAUAGUGAUAAAGAAGACGAUUGCAAUAAUAAACAAAUAAAUAAAUUUGAAGAUAAUAAUAGUGAGGAUGAUAAAUAUGAACAUGAUGGCGAUGGUAAUGAAGAAAGUGGGAAACAACUUGUUAGAUUUAUUAAACCUACACCAAUAAAUGCUCUUAGUAGAACAGGUGCAAAGUUCUAUUCCAUUUUGGACUUUCAGAGUUUCGCUAGGCCGGACUCGUUGCCUCCUGAACGUCACACCAACUUGUUGGAAUAUCAGAAAUUUAUCCAAAAUCAAUCGGGCUCAUCUGAGGCUAACUACAAUAAUUCUACUUAUCAGCUACUUCAGUUGCAGUCGCCUUCAACGUAUUCCAGUUGGCUAGGGAGUUUAUCGGAUGGCAAAAAUUCAAGUCACUUAUUUGGAUUGCCAGGUCCAAAACCAACCAACAGACGAUCCAGAAAACCUGGCUUAGAUAGAAAGCCGCGUCAGGCGUACAGUGCGAAACAACUAGAACGACUCGAAGGCGAAUUCAAAGUGGACAAAUAUUUGAGCGUCAGCAAACGUAUGGAACUAUCAAAGGCUCUCAAUCUGACCGAGGUGCAGAUCAAGACCUGGUUUCAAAAUCGUCGCACCAAAUGGAAGAAACAACUAACCACCAGAUUAAAAAUGGCCCAGCGGCAAGGCUUAUUCCCACCGCACUAUUUUGCACCAGCCACAUCUUCGCAUCAGCAAUACCCGCCAAUGUUUCCGCCAUAUUAUACUCCAUUGAUGUUUGGAGUGCCUGCAAUGGAAGAUGUUACAAAUAAUCCUCAAGGAACGGCUGCCAGAAGAUAGGAUUAUUUGCCAGUAUUUUGUAUAUUAUUGUAAAUAAAGUUUAUAAUAAGGAAUCAACCUAGUAGAAAACAAAAUUUAUUCACAGCAAAACUAGAAAACGAUGUUUGCAACAAUUAUAAACACUGAAAUUAAAAGCACUGAUGAUGUAUGAAUUACUGCACCACUAUUAUCAGUGUUAUCAUUAUUAUCAUCUGCUAAAAACUGUCUUAUAUCUUCCUUUAACGUUUUCGCCCAUGAAAUAAUAUCUUUCGCAGAUACCAAAGCCUUUUCAGCAGUUACUUUAUGAGUGUCUAAUAUUCCAGUUAAAUUCACCAAAGCUUCCACUUUUACUAGUUGGUCUUCGUCGUAUAUGUAAUUAGCAGCACUUGAAAUGAGGCUUCCACAGUUGGAGUAACUACAAAAAAAAAACUCAAUUAAUUGCAAAAUUUAAAAAAACAAAUACAUUCUUACGCAUCAUUAAGUGUCUGAUAAUUUUCAGCAAUAAAUUCAAGGGCAGCAUUUGUUCCAACUUUACCACUACUGAAGACGUAUGUCCAAACCGAGGUAAAAUCUUGCAAUCUAAUUCCUGCGGUUUCAUUAAGUGUUUGUCCCAAAUACCAUUUCAAUGUGGCGGUGUCGUUGGUACAGCCCAGUCCACUCAAAAUGGUCAGGAUCUCGGACAUUAGUUUGGUUUCACCGAACUUAGACCAUAAAAAGUUGAAAUCGGUUGCUAUAUUAUCGCUGUGUCGUAGAGCGGUGCAGUAGACUAAGUUUCUUAG